Molecule: messenger RNA, 1600 nt
Organism: Pleuronectes platessa (European plaice)
Lineage: Eukaryota; Metazoa; Chordata; Actinopteri; Pleuronectiformes; Pleuronectidae
Gene: cfap45
Product: cilia and flagella associated protein 45
Exons: 12
Coding region: 20-1600 (526 amino acids)
Source: RefSeq, a predicted model, not a curated record
UGCACGGAUCCGAGGAACCAUGAGCCUCACAUCCAGCUCGAGGAGAAGCGGUGAAUCCCGCAGGUACCGAGCACGAGCCCCCACCUCCGAGGUGGACGAGACCCUGUUUGGUAACACCAUACCGAUAUCACCAGACAAAUGUGAACACUCAGCCUCCAAGGGCCAGGGUCAAAACCAAAAGAUCAAAGGGGGAGAGACGGUUCAAGUCAUCACCAAAGACCUGAUUCGGAACCUCAGGGUCUCUCUGAAGGAUCCUUCAGGACAAUCCAUUAUUCUCCCACCAGCUGAGUUUAAGAGGAUCAUGUCCACAUCCCAGGUUCUCACCCAGGAGCAGUGGAUGGAGGCUUAUCAGAGGAAGAGGGAAGAAGAAAUAAAAGCUGCUGAGGAGAGGAAGCGUCAGAUCUUUGAGGCAGACAUGUCCCGUAAAGUGAACCCUGCACUCACUGAUCUUGAACUGGAGGCUCAGGAGCGGGCGCAGCGAUUGGUGGAGCAGGCCACCAUCCUGAGGAUGGAGCAGGAGGAGGAGAUCAAAGAGCUCAACAAGCAAAUUCUGGGCGCUCAGUGCCAAGCCAUCUGUGAUGCCCAGAUCCAAGAGAAGAAGUUGAUCCAGGCGGAGAUGUCAGAGGAGGAGAAGCGUCUGGACGUCAUGAUGGAGGUGGAGCGCCGCAGGGCCCUGGAGACUGUGGAGCAGAUUGAGGAGCUGAACAAACAGCAGAGGAUCAGUGGAAUGCAGCAGAUCUAUGACCAAAUCCAGCAGCGUCUGGAGGACAAGCAUUUGCAUGAAGAGAUGAAAGAACUGGAGAAGCAGCACGUCCGAGAGAACCAGGAGAGAAUGAACCUGCAAGACCUCCAGGCCCUGGUGAGGAAGAGGGAGGAGCAGCAGCAUCUGCAGGAGGAGGUGAUGCGGAUCAAUGCUGAGACCAUGCAGGCCAAGGAGCAGAGGAAGGAGGAGGAGAAGCUGGCAGAUAUAAGAGACAUGGCAUACAUCCGGAAAAAACAGGAGCGUGAGGCGGAAUUUGAAGCAGAGCAGAGACGAAUCAAGAAGGAGAAGGAGCUGGAGAUCGCCAGACUGAGGGCAAAGCAAGAAAAAGCCAAAGACUACAAGGCCGAGCAGGAUGGGCUCCAGGCUCGGAGGAACCAGCAGAUCAAAGACAGAGAGUGGAGGCGUAAAGAGAAGGAGCUGGCCGUGAAGAAGGCACAGGACGAGGCCUUGCUAAAGGCGGCUCGUCUGGAGCAGGUCCACUGCAAAGAGCACUUCCUGUCGAAGGAGGCCGGUCGGGAGAAGGCCGAAUUUGAGAGGGUGCUGAAGGUGCAAGCGGAAGCAAGAGCCAAACAGAUGGAGGAGGAGGAGAAUCAGCGUCAGAAAGCGCUCCGUCACUCGGAGGCCAUCCGGCAGCAGGUGAGGGAACGUGAGCUCUCGGCUGUAGCCAGACGCAGAGAGGUGUUCAAGGAGGCCGACCAGCUGAUGGAAGAGGCCCGGCAGAGACGCCUGCGCAUCGUCGCGUUCAAGGAGAAGAAGCUGAAGGAGCUGAAGGCGACAGGGCUCUCUGAAAAGUACUGCAGUGAAGUGGAGAGGAAGGCGAGGGCCUGCGUACUCUGA